Molecule: messenger RNA, 1635 nt
Organism: Ceratosolen solmsi marchali
Lineage: Eukaryota; Metazoa; Arthropoda; Insecta; Hymenoptera; Agaonidae
Product: synaptic vesicle membrane protein VAT-1 homolog-like
Exons: 7
Coding region: 59-1468 (469 amino acids)
Molecular function (GO): zinc ion binding; oxidoreductase activity
Source: RefSeq, a predicted model, not a curated record
AGAGAGAGAGAGAGAGAGAGAGAGAGUUCGGGACGUAAGAUAAAAUAAAAUAAAAGAAAUGUCAGAAGAUAAGGAUAUGAACUUGCAUGCCGAGGGCGAUAGUUGUCAGCAGCAAGAGACAAUUUCAAUUGACGAUAAAGAAAUCAAUGGAAUCAAGAAGGAAAAGAAUGAAAAAAAUGACGUUAACGAGAAGAUUGUCGAGAAUGGCGACGGCGACAAACCAAAAGAGAACGGCGAAAAAUCCAUCCAAGAACCACCCAAGGAAAUGCGCGCUGUCGUGCUUAACGGGUUUGGGGGAUUUAAAAUUAAGGCACUUAAGAAACCUGAACCUACACUCUCUGAAAACGAGGUUCUUAUCAAAAUCAAAGCUUGUGGCUUAAGUUUCCAAGAUUUGCUCACAAAACAAGGAACUUUGGACAAUCCACCGAAACCUCCUUUCAUAAUGGGCUUCGAGUGUGCUGGUGAGAUAGCAGAAGUCGGCGAAGGCGUCACCAAUUUCAAAGUAGGCGAUAGAGUUGUUGCCUUACCGGAUCAUAAAGCCUGGGCAGAAUAUGUAUCAGUACCAGCCGUCUCCGUUUACAGCUUACCCGCUGGUAUGAACUAUGAUGAAGCUGUUGCCAUUACAUUAAAUUACACAGUUGGAUACAUUUUGCUAUUUGAGCUCGCAAAUUUGAGACCUGGAAAAAGUAUACUUCUUCAUAGUGCUGGUGGCGGCGUCGGUCAAGCAGUUGUUCAAUUAGCUAAAACUGUGGAAGAUGUAACGAUCUUUGGAGUCUGUAAUAAAAAUAAACAUGAAAUUCUAAAAUCUUCUGGAAAUAUUGACCAUCUUCUUGAAAGAGGUGUUGAUUACAGUGGAGCUGUAAGAAAAGAAUCGCCAGAAGGUGUCGAUAUUGUUUUGGAUUGCUUGUAUGGCGAAGAAUACAGACGUGGAUAUGCUCUACUUAAACCGAUGGGAAGAUAUAUUCUUUAUGGACUGAGUAAUUCGAGUGAGAAUAAGAGCUUAUCAGCUGCCCGAUUUUGGUGGCAAGUUGAUAAAGUUCCACCUAUGAAGCUGUAUGACGAAAAUAAAAGUAUUGGUGGCUUAAAUCUUCGACAUCUCAUGUAUCAGCACGGAAAUAAUGAAUUUGUUAGACGUAUAGUUGAACAAGUGUUUAAGCUCUGGGAAGAAAAAAAGAUCAAGCCAGUUAUUGAUUCAGUUUGGGCUUUAGAGGACGCCGUUGAAGCCAUGCAAAAGAUGUACGAUCACAAAAACAUAGGAAAAAUUAUUUUUGACUUAAACUUGGAACCCAAACCGAAACCAGCUACUCCUGUUAAAAGCAAACUCAAAGAUAAGAAAAAUUUAAAUCAAGAAGAAAAAAAGUCAAGUAUAGACGUUGAAAAUUCUGAAAAUCAAAAAGAAUCCGAACUUACAAAUGGAACAUCUGAAGACAAGUCUGAUAGUGGUUCAAAAGGAAAAGAGUCAAGUUGAAUUUAUGGGAUCAAAUAUAAUUGAAUAAAAUACUCAUGGAACUUAUACUAUUAAUCACUACCAAUAAAAGAUCAAGAACAAAAUUGCAACAAAUUAAUACACACUAUCAGAAUAAGAUUAUUAAUAAAAAAUGAUUAUGAACGUAUAAGGUUCAAAAAAAAAAAAAA